Molecule: messenger RNA, 1476 nt
Organism: Colletotrichum chrysophilum
Lineage: Eukaryota; Fungi; Ascomycota; Sordariomycetes; Glomerellales; Glomerellaceae
Exons: 2
Coding region: 1-1476 (491 amino acids)
Biological process (GO): calcium import into the mitochondrion; mitochondrial calcium ion homeostasis
Cellular component (GO): uniplex complex; mitochondrial inner membrane
Molecular function (GO): uniporter activity; calcium channel activity
Source: RefSeq, a predicted model, not a curated record
AUGAGCUACGCGUUCCGUCGCGUAUGCCUUCAAUUGCCUGCCAGCAUCGGUACCAAGCAUGGCUCGCUGUGUCAAGCUUUCCGCCCAGCCGGAGUCGGCAUCGGCAGAAGCAUCCCAGCUUUCGGACGCGCGGCCAGUCACUCUGCAAACCGCCGGGAUGAGGUCGAGAACGCCAAGGCCAAGAAGACCAACAGGGAGGACAUGCACAAGGAGGAGCAGAAGGAGAAGGACGAACGCGCUGAGCUGUUUGCCUUGAGGAAGCAGGAGGAGAGGCCGUGGCACCGCGCUGGAAACGAGGUCGAGCAGCGGGAGUCGUCCAAAGAUCCGACAAACGGUGAUAAGACCCGCGGACGCCUGCUCACCACUCCGACCCGUUUAUUGAAGCUCAUCCUGCCGCUGCCAUUCUACGCCGAGCAGACGAGGAUCACACAAGCCCCCAAGAAAGAUGGCGAGAAAGAAGGUGAACAAGAGGAGAUUGCUCCCCUUGCACUCCUCGUCCACCCCCAGCAGCCAUUGUCCUACCUCGAGAGGCUGCUCCAGGCCGAGAUCCCACCAAUUGACGACGGCCGUCGGGAGCGAAUUCCCAGGAUAUACUUCCGAGCCGAGGCGGAUCAUAAAGGAAAUGACCAGCACAAGGCUGCGACGAAGAAGCAAGAGGGCAACGUUGCCUCGUACUCCGGCCUAGGUCGUGAGGGCCCAAAGAAGAAGCAGGACGAUACCAACUGGGUUCGUUGGAGCAGCAGCACCGAGGUCGGCGACUUCAUUCGAGACGCUGCGCGCGGACGGGAGUUCUCUAUCGGCAUCGAGGGCUACGACCAGGAGCUUCGCGUGGCGGUGCCCAGCUUCAACGACCGAACGUACUACAUGCGAAUUCGCUUGCGCAAGUUGUCGCACAAGGUCGAGCAUUUUGCAAAACUGAAGCAAGAAUGCGACACCCUCGCCCACCGAGGCGCCCAUCGCAUCGCCCAGGGCGGAUUCGGAGUGCUGCUGGGCUGGUGGGGAGUAGUCUACUAUGUGACCUUCCACACCGACUUUGGCUGGGAUCUCGUCGAGCCGGUGACAUACCUGGUGGGCUUGACCACCAUCAUGGGCGGUUACCUCUGGUUUCUGUACAUUAGCCGGGAGCUCAGCUACAAGGCGGCGCUCAACGUGACGGUAUCGAAACGCCAGCAGGCGCUCUACCAGGCGCGCGGGUUCGAUCCGCAGACAUGGGAGCAGCUCGUGCACGAGGCCAACUCGCUGCGACGCGAGAUCAAGAUGGUGGCGACCGAGUACGACGUUGACUGGGACGAGACCAAGGACCUCGGCGGCGAGGAGGUUCAAGAGGUGCUCGACAAGGAGCGCAAGGACCGGCGACGUAAGCACGACGAGGAGGACGUGGAGGAGGACGAAGACGAUCGCGCCCGUGAGCGCAAGGAUCAGAAGAAGCAGGGGCAAAGGGAACCCGAGGGCGACGACAGCAAGAAGGCGUCGUAG